Medicago truncatula (barrel medic) is the source of this 1524-nucleotide messenger RNA. Its product is annotated as protein NODULATION SIGNALING PATHWAY 2-like. The transcript has a single exon. The record is from RefSeq and is a predicted model, not a curated record. Lineage: Eukaryota; Viridiplantae; Streptophyta; Magnoliopsida; Fabales; Fabaceae. The coding region runs from base 1 to 1524 and encodes 507 amino acids.
AUGAAUGUGAUGGAUUAUGAGCAAUUUGAUUACUCAUUCACCCCUCCUUACAUGAACCAGCUGCAUGAGUGUAGCUUAGAAAAUUUAUCACCACUCCAAGCAGAAGAUCUCUUAUUUCCAAAUACAAUCCUAGAUGAAAUAUUGUUUGAUCAAGACCAAUCACAAUAUCUCUCAUCUCCAAAUACAAUCCUAGACGAAAUCUUCGAUCAAGAAGAGUCCAUGCAAGGAUUGCUGCAGCAACAUACAAACCUCGACUUCAAUAUCAUAAAUCAUGAACAGGCAAUGGCUCUAGAGUAUGAAUUGUGUGGUGGAGUUACAGAAAAAGGCCGCGAAAAUGUGUUUGUUUCGAGGGAAAAAGAUUCUUAUUGGAAGGAAGUUCAAGAAGAGUUAAUGGAAGAGACAAGUUUAGUUGAUCUUUUGCUGAUAGGAGCUGAAGCUGCUGAAUCACAAAACAUGACUCUUGCUUCUGACAUAAUCGAAAAACUAAACAAUGCCUCGUCUGUAGGAAAAGGCGAUAGUUUAUUGAACAGGUUGUGUCUUUUCUUUACUCAAGGAUUGUAUUAUAAAACUACAAAUGCUCCUAAGUUCCAUUCAGAACAUGUUUCUACACAGACAAGCACAUUCUGUGUGUUUCAGAUACUUCAAGAACUCUCUCCCUAUGUAAAAUUUGCUCAUUUUACAGCCAACCAGGCGAUUUUCGAAGCUACAGCUGGUGUCGAAGAUGUUCAUGUCAUUGAUUUUGAUAUCAUGGAGGGAAUCCAAUGGCCACCGUUGAUGGUUGACUUUGCAAUGAGAAAGAAGACUACUUCCCUUAGAGUAACAGCAAUCACGGUGGAUCUGCAAAGUGAAGCCUCGGUUCAACAAACAGGCAGAAGGCUCAAAGAGUUUGCAGAUUCAAUCAAUUUUCCGUUCACGUUUGAUACGGUAAUGAUGGUGAGUGAAGAAGAUUUCAAAGAAAUUGAACUUGGUGAAACAUUUAUUGUCAAUUGUAUGAUACAUCAGUGGAUGCCAAACAGGAGUUUCUCAUUGGUCAAAGCUUUUCUCGACUGCGUAACCAAAUCAUCACCAAGGCUGGUUGUUUUAGUGGAAGAAGAACUGUUUAAUUUUUCUAGACUCAAAUCCAUGUCCUUUGUGGAGUUUUUCUGUGAGGCUUUGCAUCACUAUAUUGCAGUUUCAGAUUCACUUGUUAGUACUCUGUCGCGUAGCCAUAAGAUGGAGUUAGCCCUUAUAGAGAAAGAGGUUUUGGGGAAUAGAAUCUUAGACAGUGUAAGACAGUUUCCUUGUGAAAAAGAGGAGAGAAUAUUGUGGGAAGGAAGAUUUUUUUAUUCAUUGAAAGGGUAUAAACGUGUUGGAAUGAGUACAUGUAAUAUUUCACAGGCUAAGUUAUUGGUUAGCUUGUUUGGUAAAGGGUAUUGGGUGCAAUUUGAGAACUGUAAGUUGGCUCUGUGUUGGAAGUCAAGACCUUUGACUUCUGUUUCAAUCUGGGUACCAACAGAUUAUAAUAUGAGUGACAAGGUCAAAUAG